UCCCUGUGCUUAUUUUUCCAGGAUACUGCAUUGGAAACUGAGUCAGGGACCCAUUGGUGCGAAGAAAACACAACAUGUCCUCUAUGUUCCAACGCAUUAGCAAAAGUUUGGUCAAAGAGGUUGGAAGAGAUGACCUGACGCCUGUCAAAUGCCCAGUCCGUGCCAUCAAAUUACGUCAGUUUGCCAUAUUACAAAAGAUGAAUAAUUCUCGUUCAGUUUUUUGGGAACAGUGUGACUAUGUUCCACUUCAGUUCUCCCUCAGUGACAUCCUGGAGUCAAGUUCUUCAGUCCCAGAUACUGAUGUGAAUGGACCAUUAUAUUUCUAUGACACUAUGAUCCAAAAGUAUGAGGCUGGCAUAGGUGUGAAUGUUGGUGGAGAAUUGAGUGUGUCAGGGGAGGCCUCUGCAGACCAGGGAGGCUCCCUUGGGUAUCAGAUUGUGACCAUCUCAGCUCCAAACCUGGAAGUCUUCCAAAAAAGGAAACUGUUGCAUCCAGAGCCGGAAUAUCUGAAGGGCUGUCGGAGGAGAGGGGGCAACCUGUACGUGGUGACAGACGCUGUUGAACUGAUCAGUGAUACUGUGCUGUGCGGCAACAGUAGUAUGAAUCUUUUUGGGAAGGCUUCUCUUUGGAUUACUUAUGGCAAGGGUCAAGGUCAAGGAAAGAUUUUCAGAAAGAAGGAGAAGGGACUGACUCUGAAGAAGGGCAUGGUGAUGGCAUAUAAGACAAAGCAGCUGAUUUUUGAGAAAAAAGACAGGACCAUUCUCAUCACAGAUGAUGAUGAACGGAGCACCUUUCAAGAUGUGUACAGAAUUUCCGAGAGGCUAGGGUACAGUGUGGCGAUGAAUGAGGAAUGGCUACGGUCAUUCACUACCAUCUCUCCAACCCUCUUGAAAGCCUCAUCCAAUGAUAUAAAGUUAAAACUGGAAUCCUUCAAAACAUCUCAAAAGCAAAUUUGGUGGGGGAUGAGGAAGGGAGAUGCUGACUUGAUUCUCAUUCCAGGACGAAUAGAAGAACCUUUCUGGCAAAAUUUCAAGCAUCUACAAGAGGAGGUUUCCCAGAAUACAGAGGCACUGGCCCAGCUCUCAAAGGAUGUUCAGGGUGUCGUGUUCUCUAGUAUCCUGGCCAUGCUCAGAGAUGGAGAGGAUCUGCAGGACCUGAUGUACAUGCUGAAAUUGGACAGCUCAGGUCAUUUGGCUGGCCCUGGUAGUUCCAUCCUAAAGAUACUUCAACAGGAUUCAGAGCAUGCAUUGUCUAAAUCAAAGGAAGCCAUUCUUUAUCUCUUUGAAGCCAUAAUGGUGCUGACUGUCAUCCAACACGAUUUGCUGGCCUAUUCCAUGGAGAAGAGGAUCCUGCUUCAGCAACAGGAGCUGGUAAGGAGCAUCCUGGAGCCGAACUUCAGAUACCCCUGGAACAUUCCCUUCACCCUCAAGCCUGAGCUCCUUGCCCCACUCCAGAGUGAGGAUUUGGCCAUCACCUAUGGCCUGCUGGAGGAGUGUGGCCUGAGGAUGGAGCUGGAUAGCCCCAGGUCAACCUGGGAUCUAACCGUGAAGAUGCCCCUGUCUGCCCUCUAUGGUACUCUGUCAUUGCUGCAGCAGCUGGCUGAGGCCUAAGCCCUCCCUGAUGGGCAGUCAGUCCAGAGAUGCUGGCCCCUGCCCAGUCUAUGCUGUGAGUAUCUUUAGGGGUGCAAACUCUGCUCUUCCAGGUGGAGUAGAGACGGCCAUGGGUAGAGACUUUAGGAAAUGUUUUGGGGGUGGUGGAAUACUCUAUAUAUUGACAAGGGUUUAUAUAUUUAUCAAAACUCCUCAAUAGUAUGUUAAAGAUGUAAGCAUUUCACUAUGUUUAAAUUUUCCUUCAAAAUAAUAAAAACAAAUACUGACUCUA
This is a messenger RNA of Sapajus apella (tufted capuchin), 1881 nucleotides long. RefSeq names its product gasdermin C (gene GSDMC). Gene Ontology annotation, molecular function: phosphatidylserine binding; phosphatidylinositol-4,5-bisphosphate binding; phosphatidylinositol-4-phosphate binding. The transcript is spliced from 12 exons. NCBI's taxonomy places the organism in Eukaryota, Metazoa, Chordata, Mammalia, Primates, Cebidae. Gene Ontology annotation, biological process: defense response to bacterium; pyroptotic inflammatory response. The record is from RefSeq and is a predicted model, not a curated record. Bases 75 to 1610 code for a protein of 511 amino acids.